Molecule: messenger RNA, 1962 nt
Organism: Drosophila mojavensis
Lineage: Eukaryota; Metazoa; Arthropoda; Insecta; Diptera; Drosophilidae
Product: 23 kDa integral membrane protein
Exons: 3
Coding region: 448-1182 (244 amino acids)
Cellular component (GO): membrane
Source: RefSeq, a predicted model, not a curated record
GUGUAAUUCAAUGAAAUGGGUUACAAAGCAUAAAAACCCGGAGCACGCUCCCUCCUCCGAUUCCUGGUCGAUAGCGAGGCGGCCUAAUCACCUGGCCUGAAUACGGUUUUGUUCAGCUUUUUUCUUUUUUCUCGAAAAUACUUUCACUCACUUUUGCCUGCUGUAAUGACCAAUGUGAGCUUGGAGUCAAGCAGCUCCCGACGCGUCGGUUGUCAGCCAUUGUGGCCACAACAGAAGGCGGACUUGGUUGCCAACAUCGUUAGCUUGGCCAGUAGCCGUGCCGUGCAGUUGGUCAGUUCCAAUCGUAACGGCACUUUGAGCAGACGCGCGCGUUCCAUCAAAGUCAACUAAAGGUCAUAGCUUACCCAUUGCAUAGGUCUACUAAUUUUUGAAUAUCCAGAGACGAGAAACUAUUUUUAAACGACUCUAUUGGACUUUGACUUCUUAAUGAGAAUCAAAAUGCGCGCCUGUGGACCCAGCUUAAUCAAAUAUAUUCUAUUUGCCUUCAAUGUUCUAUUUGCGCUUUCUGGCUUGGGCAUUUUGGUGGCCGGCGCCAUCGUUCUGGCCGAUGUCCGCGAGUUCAAUCACUUUGUGGAGGGACGCGUGAUGGCGCCGCCCAUUGUGCUGAUCGUCACGGGGCUGGUCAUAUUUCUGAUUGCCUCGCUGGGCUGCUUUGGUGCCAUCAAGGAGUCGCCCACGCUGCUUCUAACGUAUGCCGUGCUGCUGGCCAUCAUCUUCAUCGUUGAGCUGGCCGUGGGCAUUGCGGCGAGCGUUUUCAAGAAGGAUCUGGAGGGCAUGCUGAAGAACUCGCUGCAGGAGUCCAUCAAGCGCUCCAACAGCGAGGACACCAUCGCCUGGGACAAUGUGCAGCGCAAGCUGAUGUGCUGCGGCGUGGACACCCCGGCCGACUGGCGUGCCCUCAGCCUGAACAAGACGCUGCCGGCCAGCUGCUGCCAGCCGCAGUUCAUUGACGCCGCCGUCGGGCACUGCACCGAGUCUCCGGCCCUGGGCAAGGACAAGUACUACCAGGAGGGCUGCGUCGGCAAGCUGAAGGAGCGCAUCGAUAAGAACGCCGUUAUCCUGAUUGGAGUUGGCAUCGGCAUCGCCUUCAUACAAAUUCUGGGCAUUGUGCUCGCCUGCUAUCUGGCCUCGGUCAUACGGCACACGCGCCAAUCGAACUAAGGAUCAGCCAGGAUCUAGUUAAACUCUAUGUUAUUUUAUUAUAUAUUAUGGAUCUCAUGUCUGUCCGCUUAAAUAUAUAUCUAUAUAUAUAUUACUAUGUAUAAAAGCUAUAUUCUGUGCACUAGCUAAAACUUUCUGCUAAGCUAUUUAAAUUCUAAACUCUUCAAAGCAUGCGAAAUUUUCUAAAGUACUCAAUGAGUAAAGCGAGGGUCGCUCAGCAUGUUAAUUAAAACUCCAUAAAUCCAAUUUGUUAUUUUUUCUUCAACUUUUUUCCAACUCUUGCGACAUUUACAUUUUAUUAAACUAUCCAUAGUCAAAAUUAUAUUCUCUUCAAGUAUUUAAAUCUUUUCAGACAGAAUACUUUAUUUGAGAAAAAUUUAAUGAAGCUCAAACUUUUGUUAGCUCAAAACUUUCUCUUGCUAAAUGCAUCUAAUUUUCAACUACAAGCCCAUCUAAAGAAAUUGCAAAAACAAAAAUAAAAAUAUAUUAUAUCAAAAUAUAUAUAUAUCAUAAUAUAUCAAAAUAUUUGAAUAAUCCAACUUCCCUACAACUCACUGAGCGAGCCUCGUACUCAAUAUGAAAACGCAACAAAUCAUUCGAAAUUCCUAAACUUUUCGAUAUUUCAGCUAUUUUCCUAGUCAUAAGCCAAGCUCAACUACCGAACAUCCUGAGCCGCCCCUUCGAUACUCUGCUUUACAGGGUAUUCGCGCGGCCGUCGUAGUCUUAACUUUUGCUUUCUAUGCAUACGUAUUUUUAUUGAAUAAAUCAAUUUGCUCCAUA